CGUAGCGCCGCAUGCGGUAUUCGUUGUUUGCGCUGCUGGUUGUGCGGAGCCUGGUGGUGUGCUGGCGGUUCUCCAACCUUUCCAGCACCACCACAGUCUCCGCGUGUGCCUGUUGAAUCAUCUCUGAAAAUUUUAAACGUUGGUGACCACGCAAUAAAAUUGGCCAACAUCUGGGGUGAGCCCCGCUGUGAUCUUGAAGGUGCCGUCGCCAAAAAUGAAUCCCGUGAGAGUGAGCCAGUUGAUGACGUUCAGGAACGCGAACACCAGGCUCCUCAUACCAGGCGGGCCCACGAUACCAUGGUACAGCUGUUCCUCUGGCUGGGUGGUGGAUCGCCCGAAGUGGAGCCAGUUAUCGUCGGUAAGCAGGAAGAGGCACGUUUUUUUCUUAUUUCUUCUGCAACUACAGAGCUUGCAACCCAAGGUUACAACAUGCCUCGCUACAAGAAAGGUGGAGUCCGUCGUAGGUUCAAGAGACCUGCCAAGGGCACUCGUCACUAUGGAAGUCAAUCAUGCAAGUUGGCUGCUGCAAAUCCGUCUAUGGCCGUUGAUUCAACAGAGCCGUCUCAGCGUCAGGAGGAAGCUUGUGAGGACCAUAAUGGAUAUUUUUUAGGAUUCAAUACCAACAGUUGGUGUCAACCCAUCAGAGUGCUUUCUCUAUUUGACGGAAUUAGUUCAGGACUCUUGGCGCUUGAUUCUUUAGGAAUAAAAGUCAGUGAAUACUUCUCUGCUGAGAUUGACAAAGAUGCAAUUUCCAUUCAGAGAAAAAGAUUUUACGGCAGAAUCACAGAGAUUGGAGACGUAGAGGCCUGUACUGAGCUUUUAUUGGACCAAAUUGCACCUAUACAUCUUUUGAUUGGUGGUUCCCCAUGUAAUCAACUGUCAAAAGUCAAUCCGAAGAGAAAGCUAUUUGCCCCAGGCUCAAGUGGAAGGCUGUUCUUUACCUACGUUAAAAUUUUAAAUUACUUAAAAAAAAAGGCAAUAGAAAAUAAUCAUAAUUUUUUCUAUCUGUAUGAGAAUACAUCAAACUUGGACCGUUCUACCCUCCUCACAAUGACAAAGGCAUUCAAUGCAGAACCCCAGGUGGUAGAUGCUCUCAGCUUUGUUCCGAUGAGAAGGAAAAGGCUAUUCUGGCACAACUUAGGUAAAAGUGAUGUUGAUCUGGCUUCCAUGGAAAUUCCACCACUGGAAGAUUUCCUAGAUCCAGGCCGCAUAGCUACUGUCAACAUGGUUUGUACCAUUACAACAAAUAAUGCAUCUCAAAAGAAGAAGGAUAAAUGUCCUGUUGUCAACUUUGAUGGGGAAGAAUGUACCUUAAAUGUUAAUGAACUGGAAAGAAUAUUUCAUUUAGGUGAGGGCUUUACAGAUAAUGGUAACUUGUCCAUUUCUAGACGGAGGAAACUUAUUGGUAAAUCUUGGGUUGUUCCUGUCAUUGCUUGUCUAUUGAACCCUUUACUUAAAGUGCUACAAGUAUAAAUGUUAAAGAUGAGAAACAUUUUAAAAGGAAUGUGGUAUCUGUUUCUUUUUCUGUACAAAAAAUGAAAGCUGAUACUCUUUUUAUACUGUCCCCUGCUCCUCCUAAAAGUCAGAUUUGUAAAAUUGUAAU
This is a messenger RNA of Thrips palmi, 1603 nucleotides long. RefSeq names its product DNA (cytosine-5)-methyltransferase 3C-like. The record is from RefSeq and is a predicted model, not a curated record. Bases 298 to 1473 code for a protein of 391 amino acids. Gene Ontology annotation, molecular function: methyltransferase activity. Gene Ontology annotation, cellular component: nucleus. The transcript has 7 exons. Lineage: Eukaryota; Metazoa; Arthropoda; Insecta; Thysanoptera; Thripidae.